AUGCAGAAUGAUAUUGGUGCCUUUUCGAGCACCUUUGCUCCUCAGCUCAAAGACAAAUCUGUAAUCGUCAAGUUCAUUAUCGAUGCCAUUAUCUUGGCCGCUACCGUUGGCAGCUCCUUUGCAUGGAAUAUUGCCUUCAAGAGUCUCACUAUGGCUACAUCGAAAUAUUUCACCGUGAGCAAAGACGUAACCAACGCUGCGCUCAUUUCUUUUGCCACUGCGAUUGGUAAAGAUUCACUCACAUCCUCCAAAGAUGCAUUGGGCACCCAGAAUGACAUUUCCUCCGCUCUUGGCACAUAUUUCACCGCCUGGACUGGUAUGGAGAGCGGAUAUGUCUCCUCGCUCUUUGAUGGAGCGAAUGAUGAUACUUCAAUUUCGUCUCUUCAAACUCUAACUUCCAGCGGCUCAAUGCUUCUACUUUCGUCCAAAGUGGACUUGACUGGAAUGACUGCUCAGGCGCAAAAGACCCUUUAUGGACAAUUAAUCCCGGCGGCUUGGGCGCAAGGCCCUGGCAACCUCUAUCCCCGGAUCCUGCGGAAGGCCGGAGGCUGUUCAACCUCACUUAAUUGGUCUAUUCGCCUUCUCAUGGAUACGAGCACUCAGGUCGGCGGAUACGUCUGCUUCAACAACGAUGCUUUCUAUGUCGUGAACAUCAACCCCUCUGCUGACCUGAAAGUUUUCGAUACCCUCCCCGGUGGAAACCACGAAACCCUUAAUGGCGUGGCCUGGGGUGGUGUCAUUCUGGAGGAUAUAGUCCAAAGCUCUUACCAGGCAUACCAGCUGAAUGGCAACAAGAACGGCUAUGAAAUGCCCGCUCUGUCAAAGAUUAUUGAUGGAGCAGGCACAGAGGGUGAUUUGGUCUUCCAGAAUGGAAUCCGUACCCCAGGAUUCUUCAACCUGCCAAUCUGCGAGGGUAUCCAGGAAAUAGCUGAUAUUAUCAAGAAGGGCAGGAGAAACGGAAAAUACUGGCCCUGCGAAGCACCGGAAGGAUACAACGCUGAUGGAACUGAUGUGCACGUCAACAACGGAUGCAUCAAUGUGGAUGGUGAGACCCUAUGCAAGUCCAAGACCAAGUCUACCAACAUUGCAGAUCAAGCUACCGGUGACAGCGUCGCCACCAUCUACGCCCAGUUUGAUGGAGACAACAAGACAGGCUACAAAGUUGUUCCUGGCUGUAAGCUGCAAGCCUCCUGGCCCCGCGCCUAUGGCGACGUCUACUUUGGAGCAGAUAACUGCCUGUAUGAUUCGACCGGCACCAAUAUCAACGGUCAGUGUUGCACCGAGAAGACUGAGGACUCGGUUGUCAACCCGUACUAUGGAUACUAG
This is a messenger RNA of Penicillium robsamsonii, 1326 nucleotides long. RefSeq lists its product as uncharacterized. The record is from RefSeq and is a predicted model, not a curated record. NCBI's taxonomy places the organism in Eukaryota, Fungi, Ascomycota, Eurotiomycetes, Eurotiales, Aspergillaceae. The transcript has 6 exons. The coding region runs from base 1 to 1326 and encodes 441 amino acids.